AUGCUUGGCUUCACCGACAAGCUCAACCCGUCCGUCAGCGUCGACUGGUCGCUCUACGGCGGCGCCGAGCAGACCUCGCCCGCUGCCGGCCGAGCUCCGGGUCCCCGCCACUCGACGGCCGCCGCUUCCUCCUCGUCUGCCGCGGGAUCUUCGGCGUCCUCUCGCUCCGGCUCACCAUCGCUUGUGUCCAACGCGGCCGCAUCCUCUUCGUCCGCCACAUCGGUUCACAGCGACGACACGCCGGAGGGCGAUGGCGACGAAGAUGAGUGGGACGACAAGGAGGGCGCGCAGGUGGCGGAGUUGCUGGGCGGCACGCUCAAGCAGCGCAAGCCGGUUCCCGCGGCGACAGUGACGCCGGCCGAGCAGGCCAAGCAGUGGCUUCCGCCCAUCCUGCCCUCGGCCCAGGACCCGUCCGACUUCCUCUGGAUGCACACCGAGGAGCCGCACCGGUCCCGGCGGAUGGCCAUCCUGCGCGCGCACCCCGAGGUGCGCAACCUGAUGGGCCACGAGCCGCUGACCAAGUACGUCUCGUUUGGCGUGCUGGCGCUCCAGGUCGGGCUGGCCGUCAUGGUGUCGCAGCUCGGGUGGCACCCGCUGAGCCUCAAGUUCCUCGCGCUCGCCUACGUCGUCGGCGGCACGGCCAACCAGAACACGUUCCUCGCUAUCCAUGAAAUCACCCACAACCUCGCUUUCAAGGGCAUCCGCACCAAUCGCGCCUGGGCCAUCCUCGUCAACUGGGCCAUUGGCAUCCCCUACGCCAUGGCCUUCAAACCCUACCACCUCGAGCACCACAAGUACCUCGGCGAGGACGGCGUCGAUACCGACCUGCCCACCAAGCUCGAGCUGCUCUGCCUCAACAACGUCUUUGGCAAGGCCUUCUUUGCCACGUUCCAGAUCCUCUUCUACGCGCUGCGGCCGGGCUUUGUGCGAGCGCAGCGCCCGACGUUCUGGCACUUUGCCAACCUCGUCUCGCAGCUCGCCUUUGACGUCGUGCUGGUGCGGCUGUGUGGCUGGCCGGCGCUCGUCUACCUGAUCGAGAGCAGCUUCUUUGCCGGCAGCCUGCACCCGUGCGCCGCCCACUUUAUCGCCGAGCACUACAUGUUUGGCGGCAUCGCCCAGGAGACGUGGAGCUACUACGGCCCGCUCAACGUGCUGGCCUACAAUGUCGGGUACCACAACGAGCACCACGACUUCCCCUCGGUGCCGUGGACGCGCCUGCCCGCGCUGCGCAAGCUGGCGCCCGAGUUCUACGACAUCCUGCCGCACCACACGUCGUGGCCCAUGGUGACGCUCCAGUUUAUCCUCGGAGCCGAUUCGGGCCUGUUUGCCAGGAUCAAGCGCGCCAACCGCGACGACGAGCGGCGGCAACGCCAGCAGCGGCAGCAGCGGGGACACGACGGCGCCGUCAAGGCGCAGUAG
Messenger RNA from Pseudozyma flocculosa PF-1, 1419 nucleotides. RefSeq lists its product as uncharacterized. Gene Ontology annotation, biological process: ceramide biosynthetic process. Gene Ontology annotation, cellular component: membrane. Lineage: Eukaryota; Fungi; Basidiomycota; Ustilaginomycetes; Ustilaginales; Ustilaginaceae. Gene Ontology annotation, molecular function: sphingolipid delta-4 desaturase activity. Bases 1 to 1419 code for a protein of 472 amino acids. The transcript has 3 exons. The record is from RefSeq and is a predicted model, not a curated record.